Messenger RNA from Acanthamoeba castellanii str. Neff, 618 nucleotides. RefSeq lists its product as uncharacterized. NCBI's taxonomy places the organism in Eukaryota, Discosea, Longamoebia, Acanthamoebidae. The record is from RefSeq and is a predicted model, not a curated record. The coding region runs from base 1 to 618 and encodes 205 amino acids. The transcript is spliced from 3 exons.
AUGACUAUUGAGCCCACGGUGGCCGACGCCGAUCAUGCGAUCUGCAGCUCCAGCGCCUCCGUGGGCCGCCACGACGUGCUCCUGGCGUCUGCCCUCUUCGUCGUGCUCGUGGCGGCCCUGCUUGGGUCGGCCAUGGCCUACACCGACGUGGAAGAGUUCUGCGAGGACAGCAAGUGGGAUUCGACCCAGCCGGCCUUCGCCUCGUUCAACGCCUUCUGGGCCGAGCGCGCCCAGUUCCUCGAGUUCAGGGACUACUUCCUCCAGAUCACGUCCAGCGUCGAUCUGGGCAACACCACGGUCGAGGCCGGCAUCAUCGACCUGCUCAACGCCAAGCUCACCCAGAAGGGCUUCGACAACACGGUCCUCAGCUUCACCAUCACCCGCUCCAACGGCGACAUCACCAUUGACUCCCAGCUCGGCGUCAACCCCGUCAUCGACAACCAUGGUGGCCGUUACUCCCUCGGCAAGCCCAUGCUCUGCCGCGACUUCCACACCGUUGUGUUCGACUACACUUAUGUGACUCGCACCGGCCUUCAGUACCGUUUCUGGUCGCAGGCCGUGCAGACCUCCGUUCAGAAGCAGUUCUUCGCCUUCAGGUGGAACAUCCCCGUUCAGUAG